AUGGCUAAUACCUAUUUCUAUCCAGACUAUUAUAAUAUAAGUAAAACUGAAGAAGAUACAUGGUAUUCUGAUGAUAAUAUUUCCGGUGAGAAGGAAUAUUAUUAUAAAAAUUAUAUGAAAAAACAAAAGUUUAUUGGAAAAGUUGAGGAUGAUGAUUGUGAUGGAAUAGAUGAUUUUUUAAAAAUAUGUUCUAUUUUUUUAAAAAAUACUUUUAGUAAUAAAUUUAGUAAGGAUAUUGAUUAUUAUGAUAGUGAUAUUAACAAUGAUAACUCAACAGAAGCAAUAAAUAUACUACAACAUUUAUGUAAUGAUUAUAAAAGUAAUAUUUUAACAGGUGAUAUUUGUAGUGAGUUAUGUAACAUUUUUUCUCUAUCAAAUUCAAUCAAAUAUGAAUUUGGAAAAAAUAAACAUAUAAUAUUUUUAACCUUAAAUACAACAACUCGAAUUUUUAAAACAUCAAAAAAAUAUUUUUAUCAAUAUAAAUCAUUAGAAAAUAAUAUUAAAAAUGAAGAUUUUAUUAGAUUAAUUUUAGAAAUAAUUAAUAAUCAUACAAUGUUAGGAUUUCCAUUAUCUUAUUCAAAUCAUAUUAUAAAUAUGAUUUAUCCACCAUACAAAAAUAGAAGUGAUAAAAUUUUAACAGAUUCUGAAAGGCAAACAAUUUGGAGAUUAAUUCAACAACCAGAAUAUAUAAAUUAUAAAAUUUUAAAAUUAUCACGUGUCUUCCCAACAAUUGUUUCAUCCUGUGGUCAUUUAUAUGAAGUUGAAAAUGUAGUUCCAUUUAAAAUGAAGACAUAUUAUAUGACAUUAAAAAAUAAAAUUCUUAUACAUUUAAUGGGUACAGCAAAAUUAUUUUAUGAAUUUCUUAAUGAACCACUUGAAUGGUGUGAUGUAAAAUUUAAUAAUUUGGGACUUUCACAAAAUUAUGGAAAAAGAUUUUUAAUUUUGGAUGCUGAUAAAUUAUAUACAAAAAGUAAAUUAGAAAAUAUUUUUGGAAAUUUAUCAUGUUCAAGUGACAAUGAUUGUUCUUUGGGUGAUUGUUUAUCAAAAUGUAAUAAUAUAACAAAUACUUGUUAUAAUCAAAGAAUAAAUGAAAAUUUAGAUAUUUUUUGUAAUAAACUUAUUACACCAUUAUAUGGAAGAUAUUUUAAUAAGAAUAAUAAAUUUUUAAUGGCUUGUUUUGGAACUGGUGGAGAUAAAUUAAAACGGCUUAAUGAAUUAAGACUUGCUUGGGCUUGGAAUUUACCUGAUGUUUAA
This is a messenger RNA of Strongyloides ratti, 1254 nucleotides long. Its product is annotated as Protein FAM69C. NCBI's taxonomy places the organism in Eukaryota, Metazoa, Nematoda, Chromadorea, Rhabditida, Strongyloididae. The record is from RefSeq and is a predicted model, not a curated record. The coding region runs from base 1 to 1254 and encodes 417 amino acids. The transcript is spliced from 3 exons.